AUUUAAAUAGCAAAAUUAAUAUAAACUAAAUAUAAAAUGUGAAAUAAAAAACAGCUUAAAAGUAAUAAAAAAUACUGGCAAUACAGUGUGUUGCAAAACAAAACAACAAAAAACCCCAAAACAUAAAAGAAAAAAACAUACGUUGACAAUAUCUCAUCAUUGCACAGGAGACUCACAAUUGCAAUGUUAAAUAAGAAAGGUAUAAAAUGCUGCUGAUUCUGUAUACCAGCUCACCAGGGACAUGAUAUUUAAUCCUGUACGUUUAUGUUACAGAAGAACAGACUGAGGUAUGGAAAGGUUAAGUGAAAUGUGCAGGUUAAGUGAAAAGUGAAACAAGAUUUGAACCCAACUUGAUUCCAACUUUGGCAUUCUAGAGAAAGUGGUUGGAAUAGAUCAAAAGUUCUUAACCUUGAGUAUGUGAAUCAAAAAAAAAAAAUUGGGGGGGGAUAACUAUUUCAUUAAAAUUAUUUUUCUUCCUAAUUCUGUGUAUUUUAUUUCAUGAAUUUAAAGGUAUUUUAUUUUGAUAAGGAAUGGAUAGAUUGCCAAAGGAGUUCAUGAUACAAAAAAAGUUAAGUACCCUGAACUACAUAUUCUCUAAGGUGAGAGAAGUCCAGAUUUCUCUAAAAACUACAUAUUGUUUGCCUUUUGUUCUUGAUAACCAGAAAUGAUAUCACAGGAUGACGUCUUGACUUGUGCAUGAACUGGAUUUAGGUGAAACAGCUUCAAAAAGUCCUCAGCCACACUCUCCAGUCAUGGAUCUGCAGUGGCAAGACAAGUGGAAAAGACAGACAAUGGAUCAAGAUGCACUGGGUGACCUUGGAGUACUUCUGAAUGAAAACCAAUGGCACUAUUCAAUCCUUCUGCCCCUUUUUCUUUAUCUCCCAGGCCUCUGGAUUUUCACAGUUGUCUGGCUGUCUUUUUCAUAAAUGCUGAGUUGAAUACACACUCAGAUACAGCUGUUAGUGAAGUUGGCACACCACAAAGAUAGUUAAUGAUUGAGUAAACUUCCCAGCUGUUUUUGUGUGGGGGUGGUAUGUGGUAAAUAUGACUAUUAUUUAGGCUCUUGGUUUAUGAAUUAGUAGAAAGCUAUAGUGUUAAGGCUUGUCCACUUGGCAGACCUACAAAUGCUGAAAUUACAGAUCACUUAAUAAAAUAUACUAUUACUUGAGUUCUUCUAAAUAUUGAAGAUGUCUAGGAAGAUAAAAUUCCUAAAAAGGUUGAAUUAAGAAUUUUUUUCUACAAAAUGCGAAAAGUUUUCUUUUACCAUAGUUCCAUAAUAUAACUGUGAAUGUUAAUUUAGAGCAAAAAUUUCUUAAUCUGAGACCCAUGACCUUUAUAAUUUUUUGAUAACUAUAUUUCAAUACAAAUUUUUUCUUUUGUAAUUCUAUAGAUUUUUUUGAUACUUUUUUUUUUUAUGGCUACAUUUGAAAAUAUUAUUGAGAGAAGUGUUUAUAGUUUUCACCAAAUGGUCUAAGGGCUCCAUGGCACACAAAACAGAUUAAAGAUCCCUGAUUUACAGUUUGAUACAAUAUAGAUCUUUCCAGAAAUGUGUGUGAUACAGGAAAAUGGAGUUUUAAAGUAAAUCCGUGACUAAAAAGCAAGGCAUAAAUAGUAUUAUUUUAAAAUGUUUAACUGGUGAUUAAUAGUAAAGAAAUGUAAAAUGCAAAGAAAGGUUAAAAAAAAGGUAUAAUUGGAUAAUCACUAAAAUCCAUUUAAUGAAAUGAUGUAUAGUGUACAAUCUGUUUUACUUAAGAGCAUAUCAAGUUUCCAUAAGAAUUUUUUAAUGCGACUAUUGAAAUAAAUAUAGAAGUUAAAGCUGGUUUUUUCUUUGCUACAUUAUUUAGGCCUACCCAAAAAGCACCUUUUAGCAACCUUCCCUUCAUCCCAAUAAACAAUUUCUAGGACUCAAACUGUUUCAACACAGCAUUUGGAAAACCAUUUAGAAUUUUAUUAAGAAUGUAUAACAUUGUACAGGUAUUCAAAUACUGGUAUGAUACAUAAAUACCUUACUGAAAGGACAACACCUUUAAAUAUAUUGACUGCUUCAUCUUUUAAAUAGACAGGAACUUGUGAACAUAUCUAUUAUACAGAAUUUCUCAUUCAACAGAAUUGACUGUAUCCACAUCAGCAAAGCAGCAUAAGAAUGGGCUAUUGGCCAGGAUGAGGAAUUAGCCUUGUUAUAUAAAACUUGGUGUUACAAUGAUUUAUUUUAAAUUGGAAAAACAACAACAACAACAACAUACCACCACACCUUAUUUUAUUCAUAUCUCUUAAACUUUAUGCUACAUUUAAAUCCAAAGUUCUUUCAUGUAUUUUGACUUAACUGGAAUAUUUACACACUUGUUAGUGUGUAAAUACUUCAUCUUUCAUCUUAGUAUUUUUUUUUGUUGUUAUUGUUUAGGAUUUGACAGAAUUGAUAGAUUUAAAAUAAUUAAAACCUGUAUUUUAAUGCUAUUUGAUCCUUCAUGUGAUAUUUUUAUAGUUAUUGUAUAUGAUACCAAUUAUUUUGUUUAACAUUACAUUAAGUAGCAUGGCAGAAAAAGUUCUGGAUCAGGAGUCAGGAGUCCUUUGUUAUAGGCCAAAGUUUGCUUCUAAGAAGUCAUAUAACCACAAACAAGUCACUGUUGGCCUCAGUUUCUACAUCUUUAAAAAGGGUUGGAUGAGUUGAUCUUUUAAAUCUCUUUCUGCUCUAAUGUUCUUUGAAUUUAAAUAAAGGCCUCUUGAAUUCAUUAUGAAAUACAGACUGUUAGUUUGCUUUGAAACCAAGGAUCCUAAUAUUAAAAAGAAAUUUAUGAUUCCCUGCCUCACUUACAUCCUGCUUUUUUAAUCUUAAAAUAUACGUCUGUAGCGUUUAAACAAUUUUCAAUCUGAGACCAGUCUUGAAUUUUACAGUUUUGAAAAAUGAAAAUUAACCUUUAUGUCUUUUUCUCAGUUUCUAUGAUAUAAAAAUAUUCCUAAUGAUGUUUAUUUACUGCAUUUUUUUUAAUGUCCCAAAUUGGUGAAGAGAGAACACUAGGAAGAUAAGUAAGGAAGCUCUCAGAAAUUUACUAAAAACUUUUAAGACAUUGGAGAUCAGAGAAUAUAGGAAAUGAGUAAAACAAUGGUGAACUUUCCUUCUACUUGGAGAUUGUUGAUCUUUUUAAUAAAAUACAAGUUAUGAAGUUAGAAAUACAAGUUCUUCCAGAUGCUAUUUAUUAAAUCUUAAACUUACUAAAAACAAACUAAAAUAAGAAAUAAAUUUUAAACACAAACAUUCCACAUUGGGGUAAUAGGAAACCCCUAAUUUUUAUUGAUCUCUUAAUUAAACAAAUUUGCUUAUUUAAAACUAUGAGGAUGGUAAGAAAAAACACUAUUUUAUUUGUAUCAGAAAUAAAACUUAACACCCUCCCUCCUUCAUCUCCACAUUUCGGCAGAAGCUGGUAGGGUUUCUUUUUCCUGCAGCUUCUAAGAAUAAUUCCAAGAAAAAAAAAAUCAAACAUCAACCUCUAAAGAGUUCCAAAAUACCCAUUAUCUCAUUCUGCAGUAAAGGAUGAUUGACCAGCUAUUAGAUCAAGUAACAAAGCAGGGACAUGAGUCUGAAGAAAUUAUUGGAUAUCUAUUUCUUAAAGAAAACUGUUCAAGCACAUUAAAAACAAGUCCCUCCCAACUUGCUCUUUGCAAAAAAAAAAAAAAAAAGAUUAGACUUGAACAUGCAAAUGUAUAAAUUGGUAGUGGAGUACCCAUUUAGCAAUGGGAAAUCAUACCUUCCACUUCAUUGCCCCUAUGAGAUGCCAACAAAAGGAAUUCUGACUUUGAAAAUCCUCAAUUUCUAAUCAAAUGAUUGGAAAGUCCAGGUUUCACUGACUUGUUACCGGCUGCUAUAAGACAGCUUCAUGACCCAGAGGUUGCUUAACCCCACGGAUGCUAGAUCUCAACUCAGCAGGACCUCCUUUUGAAUCUCCUGGGUGUUACUGUGAAAAUAACACUGUUUAAUCCUUCUUUACUGCGGUUUAAUUAGAAUCUACUCCAAACUGAAAGUUGAUCUUUCGCGAACCCUUUCCCAGCUGAAUUCGUGAAACAAUGCUGCCCCAAACCCUGGGAUCUGGGUGACACAAGCUUUCGAGUAGAACAAAGCUCCUGUAUUAAUUAGGUCUUCUGGGACACUUAACCCUCCCCUCCACUCCGCUCUCUUCCAUUCUCCAUCCCCGCCCCCAUCCCAAGUGUAGCUUUGUUCUAUUCCUGAGAAGGGUCAUCCUCGUGAUUUCCAGUUAGGUCAUUCAAAGUCGAAAGUUUCAGCUCUCUAAGUCUCGGUCCUUGAUUUACAACCCAAAACUGUAAGGCCAGGAGGCGGAGCGAGAAGGGCUAGGACAAACCGCUUGGUAUGGAAGGAAAGGAUUGUGUCUGCGCUCUAUUCCUGUAUCUAUGAGCUACAGUGAUAAUAUGUACGGCACUGGGCAUGGGUGGCCAAGCAUGUCCAAUUAUACCAGUGACUAAACGUAUUUACUUGCCUGGCCUCCCGCUUUAAUCCCGUCGGGUCUGAUUUAAUCCCUCACACGGAGCAGGAGUAAAAGAUCACCCCGCAUCCCCCACCCCAGGAGCCAGUUGUCCCCGGCCCUCGUUGUGUAUGUGUGUGAGCGAAUGCGGGCGUGUGUAUUAGCAGGAAAAUUCUGAACCUGGACCACCUGCAGUUGGUUGGCCGAGACUCAGGGCUGACUGAGAGGGGCUAGGUGCUGACGGAGAGGAGAGCCUUCCACUUCCACAUCCUACUCAAUUCCACCGCGUCUGCACAUCUGUUGUUGCUUUUUUGCCUCAGCCUGUCAAGAGUUCGAAGAUACAUCUGAUUAGGAGAUAGGGGCAGCGGGGGACACAGCAGCUCCUUUCAUUCAGGUGAUGGUGCGGCCCCACAACUGUCCUUGGUGGGCCGUAGGGAACUCCCUCUUAAAGGCUGCAUUUCUAAAAAGCUUCUCUGACCCAGCAGUCCCCCAAUCUCUUGAAGCUGGAACCGCUCCAAGUCCGGUGGAUUCCAUCUUCUUAUUUCCCGUGGGCUUUCUGAGGUAUGGGAAACCUUUCCUAACCAACGCAUGGCUCACCUGUGCUAGGAGAAGGGGAGUGUGUGGUUCAGAAAUGGUGAGGGAAUCAUCAUUUUAAUAAAAAAAAAAAAAGCUGUAAAGAUCUCUAGAAGUAAAGCAAAGUUUAUUAUAUAUUCUCGGGAGAAGGACGUCCUACCCAUGGAGCAAACAAUGGAAGGGAGGAAGCCCCUGGGGGCAGGGUCAACACUUUUAAUCCCUAACGCAAAUACCCCCUCCCACCACUGACCCUCAUCCUUAUUGGCUGAGGAUCUUACAUUCUAAACACGGGAACUACCCAAGAAAUUGAACUUGACCAAUAAGUACAUAGUUACCCAUAUUUGACUGAAAUAGAGAAACGCUGAUGUCAUGGGAAGAUAGCAGGAAGGGAACUUAAUUAUUCCCUUGAUUUAAUGCUUGAAGUCCUUCAGGCCUACUCAAACUGAAGUAGUUGAAGCCUUACUCCAUUUUCACAACUGUCUUGAAAGAUCUCACCUCAUCUCAAUCAGGAGGAUGGCAACUUUCAGACUUAGAUGAAAGAUGAAAAUGAUCGGGACUAUGAAGGGCACUUGCCAACUCCGGUAAUCUAGUAGGGACCACCACUCCGGUGAUUUGUACCUGAGCUCGUUUAUUUGUGUGGGAUGUGUUUGGGGGUGUUUGGCUUGUUCUUGAUUUAGCCGUUUUCCCAACCUGUUCUCCUUUGCAUGUUGCACCAUGAGUUACUUUCUGUCCUACUGCAAAGCUCACGGAGGGGCCAUCCUCACCCACUAUCAGGCCCUGCGUGAAGAGGGCUUUUUGUGCGAUGUGAAGCUGGAGGCUGAAGGCAGAGAGUUCCAGGCGCACAGGUCGCUCCUGGCGUGCUCAAGUGACUAUUUUAAAGCUCUUUUCAAAAGCUAUACGCAGGAGUCUAGGGCCCCCGUUAUCCACCUGCAAGUGCCCUCGGCCAGUGGUCUUCAGCGCCUCUUGGACUUCAUCUACACUGCCUGGCUGCCCUUGUCCAUGGACACGCUGGAAGACACGCUAGAGGCCGCCACCUACCUGCAAGUGAGUGAGGCUAUAGGCCUCUGCAGUCACUACUUGGUAAGUCACCUGGGCCUGGAGAACUGUUGCUUUGUGGCCAACCUCUCCACCCGCUUUGGCCUGGCUGACACGCUGUCAGCGGCCGAAAACUUCAUCGGGCGCCACAUGCGAGAGCUGCUGGACAGGGGCCCCGAAGAGGUGGGGCUUCUGGAGCUUAACCCAGUCUCGCUUAAGGCGGUACUGGGCUCCCCAGACGUGCCAUACGUGGCCGAGGCCCAUUUACUGAACCUGGCGCUGAGCUGGUUGCUUCAGGAUCCCGCGGCCGAACGCCUUCCGCACUGCUCCAGUCUUCUGGAACGCAUUCGUUUCGGUCUGGUGCCCCUCGAACUGCUUCGUCAGGUCUAUUCGGGCUCAGGCCUCAGUCUUCCUACCCGAGUGAAGGGUCUAAUUAUCCAGGCUAUCAGCUAUCAUACAGCCAUCUCCCGCCAGCCCUUAAUGCAGAGCGAGCAGACUAGUUGCAGGAACUCCCGAACCCGCAUCUUACUGGUUGGGGGACGCCGGGCCAAGGAGGCCGUGACUCAAGGUGCUGAAGAUGCACAAAUCCCUCAAGAAGAGGAAAGAGAUAGCAUCAGCGAAGCUUCAGAUGAAGAGGUUGAACAGGAGGUGCAACCUGGAGAAGUGGAUGAGUGGGAACUGACCCAAGAUGUGGUCUCCUUCGACGUGUACAACCACCACUGGCGCAACCUCACCAGGCUGCCUGCCCCGUUGCAGGGACACUGCGUGUGUACUAUUGGCAACUUCCUUUACGUACUGGGAGGGGAGAGUCCGGCAGGCAGCUCCUCUUCUCUGUCUCCAACCGUUCCUCUGGAGGUCACAGCUCAAGUGCACCGCUAUGAUGCGCAUUUCCACGUGUGGGCUCCUAUGCCCGCCAUGCAAAAGGCCCGGGCCUAUUUCUGGUGCGGCUUUGUGGGAGACAACCUCUUAGCCGUCGGGGGUGUGGGCGCAGAUGGAGAUGCCCUAGCCUCUGUGGAGAUGUACGACUUGGGCCGAGACCGCUGGACAGCGGCCAAGGAGUUGCCGCGUGCAGUGUAUGGUCAUGCCGGGGCAGUAGGGGCCUGUGGCACUGUUUAUAUAUCCGGGGGCAAGCUCAGAGGGCGGCCGAAGGUUGGAGAUUUGGAACGAAGUGCCAGCAUCUCGGAUGUGUACGCUCUAAGUCCACAGGAGAGGGUAUGGAGUAAAAGGGCAUCCAUGAACGUCUCCCGCUUUGGGCACCAAAUGGCUACGCUACGUGGCGCGGUGUUUGCUUUUCUGGGGCUCUAUGAGUCCUUCUUAGACAUUGAACGCUACGAUCCCGAAGUAGAUGAGUGGACUCGCUUGCGGCCCCUGCUCUAUGACCGUUUUUGCUAUGGACUAGCGGUGGUGGAGGAGACUGCACUUCUACUAGGUGGGUUAAAAUGGCAAAAUUCCAGACAAGUGCCCACCCGCAACGUGGUAGGCUAUGACUUGGACCUCGACUGCUGGGAAGAUAUUGGUUGCAACAUGCCGCAGGCUUGGAGCGGCCUUAAGUGUGCAGUGUUACAACUGUCAGAAGAGGUAGAGGAAAGGGUAGAAAAGAUAAAGAAAGUGGAAACACAGGCUGGGGCGCAUUAAAUCAUGCUCAUCUCAUUUCAGGACGCAGUUAUGAAAAUAGGUGUAACUGACUAGCACAUUGUUCCCAAGAUGAUAAGUCUCGUCCAAUGAAUCUUUAAACCUUAUGAGAUUGCAGAGACCAGAGGUUAUGGAAAUAUUGAAGUAUUAAACUGAAGGCAGUUUCAGCUUAACAUUAAAUCCCAGAAGAUAUUCUCCUUCUCCCACUCCUUCCCCCUCUUCCUCCUCCCCCCUACGAUGGGAGUAAAGAGAAGAUAGGAAAGGUGAUUUAGCUUCAGCAGCCUGAUUUCUUGGAAGAAUAGAACUGGGUUAGCAAAAAUUUUGGAGUAGUUAAAUCUUUUUUAUUUAAAAAAAAAACUCACUUAAAAUUAGUUUUACAAGGUAUUAAAUGGAAAUCAUCUUUGUGCCAAAGCUAAAGAAAGAAAAUAAAAAGUGAAGUAUUUCAAGUAUUGGAAAAUGUUAACAAAAAUAGAAUGAUAUUAAUUUUGGUAAAUUGUGGAGUAAGACAAUCCUCAUUAAACAGAAUAAAAUUGUUGGAAGGAGAAAUAUGAUUUUCUAUAUCAUAAGUAUAAUUGUGGUUAUACUCUAAUGUCUCAUGAAAAUACGGAACUGAGAGACAAAACCUUUGGGAAAGUAACUUUUGUGGCAUGGCCUUUAGAUAGAGUGUUUUAUUGUUUUUAAAUUUCUGGCAUGAUUUUGGAUCAAAUUUUAGUAUCAUUAACACUUUUAUGGUACAUAAUGAAGAGAGUUAAUAUGGGGAUCUAAUAGUAAAUAAAGUAUUUUCUGUAUCCGUC
This is a messenger RNA of Antechinus flavipes (yellow-footed antechinus), 8506 nucleotides long. It is a transcript of the gene KLHL34, whose product is annotated as kelch like family member 34. Lineage: Eukaryota; Metazoa; Chordata; Mammalia; Dasyuromorphia; Dasyuridae. The transcript has a single exon. Gene Ontology annotation, molecular function: protein binding. Bases 5760 to 7715 code for a protein of 651 amino acids. The record is from RefSeq and is a predicted model, not a curated record.